Messenger RNA from Monopterus albus (swamp eel), 4251 nucleotides. It is a transcript of the gene man2a1, whose product is annotated as mannosidase, alpha, class 2A, member 1. Gene Ontology annotation, molecular function: carbohydrate binding; alpha-mannosidase activity. The coding region runs from base 90 to 3191 and encodes 1033 amino acids. Gene Ontology annotation, cellular component: Golgi membrane. Gene Ontology annotation, biological process: mannose metabolic process; protein deglycosylation; N-glycan processing. The transcript has 23 exons. Lineage: Eukaryota; Metazoa; Chordata; Actinopteri; Synbranchiformes; Synbranchidae. The record is from RefSeq and is a predicted model, not a curated record.
CGUCAUGGAAAACAGAAUCGAGAGGGGGAGGAGCCAAUGAGAGUUCAGACUCCACCCACACACUGCCUGGUUGCCGAUUGGCUGAAGAGAUGAAGGAUGGAACUGAUGGAGUGCAGCUGCUAGAUGUUUACGACCUCCUGCCCUUCGACAACAUUGACGGCGGCGCCUGGAAACAGGGCUUUGAGAUCCGUUACCAUGGCAAUGAGUGGGAUGAGCAGCCACUGGAGCUCUUCCUGGUUCCACACUCACACAACGACCCGGGCUGGGUGAAGACGUUUGACGGUUAUUAUCAGGAUCAGACCAAACACAUCCUCAACAACAUGCUGGUCAAACUGAGCCAGGACAGCAGGAGGAAGAUGAUCUGGGCCGAAAUCAGCUAUUUCUCUAAAUGGUGGAACGACAUUGAUGAGCAAAAAAGAGCAAUGGUCAAACGCCUGCUGGGGGCGGGGCAACUGGAGCUGGUGACAGGCGGUUGGGUGAUGGCGGACGAAGCAAAUUCUCACUACUUUGCUAUGUUGGAUCAGCUGAUCGAAGGACACCAGUGGAUACAGAAGCAUCUGGGUGUGAAGCCCCGUAGUGGAUGGGCGAUUGAUCCGUUUGGCCACUCCCCCUCUAUGACCUACCUCCUGAAGGGGGCGGGGCUUAGCAACAUAGUCAUCCAGCGAGUUCACUAUGCUGUUAAGAAACACUUCGCCCAGCAACAGACAUUGGAGUUUCUAUGGCGACAGAGCUGGGACCCCUCCCCCCGAAGUGACAUAAUGUGUCACAUGAUGCCGUUCUACAGCUAUGACGUACCCCACACGUGCGGUCCGAACCCGGCUGUGUGUUGUCAGUUUGACUUUCAUCGACUGACAGGGGGGCGGGUCUUCUGUCCAUGGAGGAUACCGCCACAGCCAAUCACAGAGCAGAACAUUGAGGAGAGAGCUCAACUCCUGCUGGAUCAGUACCGCCAGAAGUCUCGUCUCUUCCGUUCUUCAGUUCUCCUCGUUCCUCUUGGAGACGACUUUAGAUUCACAGAAUCAAGUGAGUGGGACGCUCAGUUCAGUAACUACCAGAAACUCUUCGACUACUUUGACCAGCACCCAGAGCUCCACAUCAAGGCUCGUUUUGGGACGCUGUCUGAUUACUUUGAGGCCCUUCAUCGACAUCUGACUGCAGCAGAAACGACUCUGCCAACGCUUCGUGGAGACUUCUUUACGUACGCUGACCGCGACGACCAUUACUGGAGUGGAUACUUCACCUCCAGACCAUUUUACAAGCGGCUCGACAGAAUGCUGGAGGCCACGCUCAGAGCGACAGAAAUCCUCUUCAGCCUGACACUGGCUGAAAUGCGACGUGUCCGUGGUGAUGGUCACCUGGUUGCAGAUUUUCCUGCACGUAAACACUUCCAGCUUCUGAAGGCAGGAAGGCGGAACCUGGCGCUUUUCCAGCACCAUGACGCCAUCGCCGGCACCGCCCGCGACCCUGUGGUGGUUGACUACGGCACUAGGUUGUUUCACUCCAUGUUGAACCUGCGCCAGGUGCUGCAGAGCUCUGCCCACUGGCUGCUCCUAUUGGACAAGAGACAUUACCACCAUGACCAGUCAAAUCCUUUCCUGGAAAUGGAUGAUACAAUCUCAGCUCAGGACUCUCUGCCUCAGAAGACGCUGCUUAUGCUCGGUGACGAGCCCAGGUCAUUGAUCAUCUUUAACCCAACUGAGCAGCAACGUUCGUCUGUCAUCAGCGUUGUCAUCGACCAUCCGGACGCUACUGUUGUUGAUGCAGAAAUGGGUCAACCAGUGGCUGCACAGGAUCCGAGCCGGGCAUCCACAGAUGCUUUCCAGCUCUCCUUUGUAGCUGAACUUCCUCCUCUGUCGCUUGUCAUUUAUUAUGUGACCAAAGCAUCUGUUGGCUCCGCCCACCGGGCGCAGUACACUGUCCAUCGUCAAGGCAACCCACCGACUGUCCAUGCCGAACACUUGCAAGUGACCCAUCUCCAAGGUCCUGAGUCCAACGCCCCUCUGUCUCUUAGCAACAAGCACAUCCAGAUGUGGAGUUCUCCAGAGACCGGACUGCUGCAGAAGCUUCGUCUGCAGUCCGGCCUUGUCCGUCAGGUCCAGGUACAGUUCCUGUGGUACAGAACCAGAGCUGGUAUGAACCAGGACAAGAGUGGUGCCUACCUGUUCCUGCCAGGGGAGGAGGGGGCCCAGCUCUACUCGUACUCUGAGCCCCCCCUGAUUCGGGUCUCCAGAGGUCCAAUCUUCUCUGAUAUCACUUCCUGUUUCAGACACUUCACACACACAGUCCGACUGUACCACCUGGACGGGCAUGCAGGGAAAUCCCUGGAGAUUUCCAAUAUGGUGGACAUCAGGUCAGAGAUCAAUCACGAGCUUGUCAUGCGGCUUGUUAGUGAUGUUGCCAACGGCAACCGUUUCUACUCCGACCUCAACGGUUUCCAGAUGCAGCAGAGGCGGACCCUGCCAAAGCUCCCCUUGCAGGCAAACUUUUACCCGAUGAGCUCGGCGUCAUUCCUUCAGGACUCGAUGUCUCGUCUGUCGUUGCUGUCGGCGCAGAGUCAGGCCGUCGCUGCACUCAGACCAGGUGAGCUGGAGGUGGUGUUGGACCGGCGGCUGCAGCAGGAUGAUAACCGUGGCCUUGGUCAGGGCAUCACCGACAACAAGCUGACAGCGAGUCUCUACCACCUGCUGCUGGAGGACAGGAGGGGUGGGGCUCAGGGAAUGGGAGGAGCCUCAGUUGAACACCUAUCGCUGCUCGCUCACAUGACCUCGCUCUUCCUCUCCCACCUGCCGAUCACAAUGGUUGCGCCAGCCAGCAGCCAGGUGCCAAAGCUCCGUCCCUUCCUCCCACUCAGCUCGUCGCUGCCGUGUGACGUUCACUUGCUGAACCUGAGGACGCUGGAGGACUCACAGGAAGCAGAAAGUCCAUCACAGGAGGUGGCUCUCCUCCUCCACAGGAAGGGGUUUGACUGUAGCUCCGCCCCUGAACCGGCCCCACCAUGCACGUGGAGCACACAGGAGGAGGUGAAUCUGGACGAUCUUUUCUCUCCUCUUCAGUUUCGUUCGGUCCGUCAUUCAGGUCUUACUCUGUUGCGUGAGGAUGAUGAGCCAGAGUCUGCCCAGCAGCAGCAGCUGCCACACAUCGCACAUCUGCGGCCAAUGGAAAUCAGUGCGUUUCGCGUGGAGAUCGACUGAAAAAAGAAGAAAUAUUAAAAUCAAAAAAAAAAGUUUUGUCAUAUUUGUCAAAUAUUGUAGCAGCCACAAAAAAUGUUGCACUUUUAGGGCACUACGUGUAAAAAGUUGGCAAAAACUUGAAAAGUAAAUUAAAGGUUAUUAGAAAUAUUCAAUUAAAGUAAAGCAGUUGAAAAAAUACAGUAAAAGAAACAAAACACCAAAAUAAGCUGGAGGUCUCUGCUAAGGAACAAGGCUGUAUGUACAAAUAAAGACAUGGAGAGUGACGUUAACGCUGGAAAAACAAAACAGGAAAAGGAAAAAGACCAAAUACACCGAGAAUGAACACUGGGUGAAUAAAGCAGGAACAUCUUUUAUUUGAGUUUCACUUCUAAAAGUUGAUUUUGUGGUUAAAUUAAAUUAAUUUAUCAGCUAGCAGAAAAUUGACCUGCCAUAAUUUAUUAUCGCUUAAAUCGUUUGCCUUUUUAAAAAGAAAAUACUUCAAACUUCUGGUUUCAACUUCUCAGAAGUAACUUUUUUUGUCUUCCCGUCACAGCAUCUGAAAUCUGGUUAAAAUAAAAAUUAAAGAAAUUCUGCAAAUAUUUUUUCACAUUUUUGACAUUUUAAAGAACAAACCACUGGUGAUGAAAUGAAGACAAGUUAACGGGUGAAACAAUGAUGUGCAGUGAAUGUUUUAGACUGAGUAAAUCACUGUGUGUGUGUGUGUGUGUGUGUGUGUGUGCACGCACUUGUGUGUUUCCAUGGUGACUGGACUGUUUGAAAUCUGUUACUGCUGUUUUUAGGUCACUUCUUUUUAAAGAUGUAGCUUUUUCGGUUUUAUACAUGUGGAAUUGUGGGUAACCUGUGCCUUAUUUUUCUGAUCUGUUAACAGAUUAUGCUGGAUUUAAAAAAAAAUUAUUUAAAUGUUUUUCCAGUGCAUUUGUGUUAUUUUAUGUUAAAAUGUGGUUAGGAAUGUCCAAAAAUUAUAUCUUGUUUAAAUGUUAGUUUAUGUAAUUUUGCUGUGAAAUGAAAAGCUUUGGGAAAUAACGGGAAAUCUACUGUUUUCUUUUAAAUGAAGAAUUUU